GCGCUGCAUUAUGACGUCACAGAGGCCGAGCCCCGCGCCAGAUUCCGGAUCUCCGGAACUAGCGCGCUGGCCCUGGUCGGCCGCCAUCCUCCUCUGCGCUUCUGAGGGUCUGUCAGCCGCUGAGGUGAGACUCGGGGGCGGUAGACGCUGAGCAAAGUGUUUGAGGAAGUGGCACGGUGAUUGGUCUCCAGCGAUGAAGAUCGGGGUUAUCACCAGUUGAUUAUUUUUGUUAUCUGCAAAUAAUUAUGGCCAGGUGGCAAGUGUAUGAACUGUGGAGUAAGAAGAAUCUACUUCUGCUUCUGACUUGGGUUUUAUUCAUGAAAGACAGAGGAAGCAGAGACACAGGCAGAGGAAGAAGCAGGGUCCCCACAGGGAGCCCGAUGUGGGACUCGACCCCCAGACCCCGGGAUCACACCCUGAGCCAAAGACAGAUGCUCAACCACUGAGCCACCUAGGCAUUCCAAUCCUUACUUGUCUUUAAGAGUAUUUUUCAAGUAUAACCUAAAAAAAUGAAAAAAUGGACUAUUGUACCCUAGGAGCUCCACCUUAUUCUAAUCUCCUUCCUUCUCCCCAGAGCAGGCUGUUCCUCCCCGCCCCCAACAUUAUUGACAUCACAUGUAUGGGGGUCCUCCCCAUACCAGCCAAUUCUCCAACUCCCUGGACACCAACUAGGUUCUAGGAUACGGGAACAAGACAUUAUCAGUACUGGAAGAAGGAGAAGGUCCCAGGCUUAGGAGAUCAUCAUUUCUGGCAGCAGCCUGACCUGAGAUAUCUGACCAUAACCUCCAGGCAGGCCCAGAGCAGACAGAAGACAGAGCAUAUCCUGGAUUGCUAGCCCUUUCUUUAGAACAGGAAAAUGACCAAUUCCCAGGCAUCAUUAUCAUUUGAGGAUGUGGCUGUGAGCUUCUCCUGGGAGGAGUGGCAGUUACUGACUCUGUCUCAGAAGGACCUGUACUGGGACGUGAUGUUGGAGAACUACAAUAACCUGGUAUCCCUGGGUUAUCAAGCCAGCAAACAAGAUUCACUCUUUCGGUUGGAGCAAGGAGGACUGCCAUGGACAGUAGAGGGAGUAGCUCAUAGUCAAACCUGUCCAGGCUCUCCAGCUACCAAGCCAGAAAUGAUCCUUAAUUUCAAGCAGGGAGAAAAGCCAUGGAGCGUAGAAGAUGAAAUGCAUUGUCAGUGCUUUUCAGGUAAGAAACCAUGUGGAUCCAAUGAAUGUGCGGUGAAUGCUUAUGAACCCCUCAUGACCAUGUGUCAGAGAACUCAUGCAGGAAAGAAAUCCCAUGAAUGCUGUGAUUGUAGGACAGCCUUUCCCAGCAAGUUAAAGGUAACUAUUCAUCAACAGACUCACACAGGAGAGAGACCAUUUGGAUGCAAUCAAUGUCAAAAACCCUUCAUUACAAAGUCAGCACUCAUCUGUCAUCAGAAAACUCAUCAUAGAGAAGGGAAGUCCUAUGAAUGCAGUAAAUGUGGGAAAGCUUUUCCUUGGAAGUCAAAACUCACUUUACAUCAGAGAACUCAUUCGGGAGAGAGACCUUUCAGAUGUAGAAUAUGUGAUAAAGCCUUCAUGGUUCAGACACAUCUGACUGUACAUCAGAGAACUCACACAGGAGAGAAACCAUAUGAAUGCUCAGAUUGUGAGAAAGCCUUCUCAAAAAAGGCCCAGCUCAUAAUCCAUCAGCGAAUUCAUACAGGAGAGAGACCAUACGGAUGCAGUCAAUGUCAAAAAGCAUUCAUUACAAAAUCAGCACUCAUCUAUCAUCAGAAAACUCGUCAUAGAGAAGGGAAAUCCUAUGGAUGCAGUAAAUGUGGGAAAGCUUUUCCUUGGAAGUCAAAACUCACUUUACAUCAGAGAACUCAUUCGGGAGAGAGACCUUUCAGAUGCAGAAUAUGUGAUAAAGCCUUCAUGAUUCAGACACAUCUCACUGUGCAUCAGAGAACUCACACAGGAGAGAAACCAUAUGAAUGCUCGGAUUGUGAGAAAGCCUUCUCAAAAAAGGCUCAACUCAUGAUUCAUCAGCGAAUUCAUACAGGAGAGAGACCAUACGGAUGCAGUCAGUGUCAACAAGCCUUCAUCCAGAAGUCAGAUCUCACUAAUCAUAAGAAAACUCAGCAUGCAGUAGGGAAAUCUCAUGGAUGCAGUGAAUGUGGGAAGAUUUUGUCCUCUAAGUCCACUCUCAUUAUACAUCAGAGAACCCAUACAGGUGAGAAGCCCUUCAAAUGCAGUGUGUGUGACAAAGCUUUCACAUCAAAGGCACAUCUUAUUGUCCAUCAAAGAAUUCAUACAGGAGAGAAGCCCUAUGAAUGUUUGGACUGUGAGAAAGCCUUCUCCACUAAGGCACAUCUUAUGAUUCAUCAGAGAAUUCACACAGGAGAGAGACCAUAUGGAUGCAACGAAUGCCAACAGGCUUUCAUCCAGAAGUCAGGUCUCACUAACCAUUUGCAAAAUUGUCACGCAAGAGUGAAAUCUCACGGAUGCAGUGAAUGUGGAAAGGUUUUGUCCUGUAAGUCAACUCUCAUUAUACACCAGAGAACCCAUACAGGUGAGAAGCCUUUCAAAUGUAGUAUAUGUGAUAAAGCCUUCACAGCUAAAUCCUAUCUCACUGUACAUCAGAGAAUUCAUACAGGAGAGAAACCAUAUGAGUGCUGUGAUUGUAAGAAAGCAUUUGCUACUUUGUCAACUCUCAUUGGUCACCGGAGAACUCACACAGGAGAAAGGCCCUAUGGAUGCAAUGAAUGUCAAAAAGCCUUCUUUCGGAAGUCAGCUCUUCUUAAUCAUCAGCAAACUCAGCAUAGAGGAAAAUUCUCUGUGCAAUGACUAUAGAAAUGUGAGAAAUAGUUUUUGGUUAGUCCUAUAUGUUCAGAGAACUCAUAUAGAAUAGAAAUGCCAUGAAUGCUGUGAUUAUACUAGAACUUUAUGGAACUUCUAUAGGAAAUGAAUGUUGUAAGCCUUUCAUCUGAAGACUCUUCCCAGUAUACCACAAGGGAUCUUACCAAAAGAGAGAAACAGAGAUGCAGUGAUUGUCAAAAAUUUCAUUUGAAUUUCAGAGGCUAUGUAUUUAAGAGGCAACACUUGUGGAUGUAGUGAAAGAGGGAAAACAUUCUUUUCAAAUCACAUUUUUAUACAUUAGGGUGUUCAUUUGGGGGAGGGACCUUGCAGAUGCAGUGAGUGCAGAAAAGCCAAGAAAAAUCACAUCUUGUUGUACAUAAAAAUUUUAGGAAUGUUGUGAUGAUGAUAGCAUUCUCUAGAAAGUAAAAACUCUUUUACCAUCUUGUACAGGAGAAAGAUCCUACAGAUGCUAUGAAUAUCGUAUGGUCUUUCUAGUUAAUGCAUAUCUUCCUUACAUCAGCAAACUCAUGUAGGAGGAAAACUCUAUUCAUGUAUUAAAAUGUAGUAAAAGCCUUCAUCUGGAUGUCAAAGCCACUAAUUUUCUGCAAACUCAUAUAAUAGAUAAAUCCUUUGGCCCCAAAAUUCUUUGCAUACCAAGAAAGAAAUGUCAUUAAUUGCAGUGAUUAUCUAAAAUGCUUUAUUUACAAAAAAUGCUUUGUUUACAAUUCAGAGCUUUUUAAAAUAAUUUUGUAUUUUAUUGAACAGAUCUAAAUUUCACAUUUUCUGAAAUGUAAAGCAAAACCAGGACUUUAAGAAUGUAGAAUAGUAAGGAGGGUGAAGUCAUAUUCACACAUUUAGUGAGUAGUAAACUAGAAAGUACAUAAAACUUUGAGUUGGAAUCAAAGGAAAACUUGUUCAGGACUGAAGGAAGGUACUUGGUUUCUUAUUACAAAAAUCUCCCAUUGACUGAAGGCUACAUAAAUAAAAAAGUGUCAGUUUAUGAGGAAGAAAGACCCUCUGAAUUGCACAAAAGCCCAUUAGGCAGGAAAAUUGGCCAGGAUAGAAAAAUGUGGGCUGUGGGGGCAGGGUUAUGGAGGGAGGCCAAGGCUCAGAUCCAGGACCUGUAGGUAGGAGCAGGCUGAGAAGAAGUCUGGAAGUAGAAGUUAGUGCAGAUCUUUCUAAUUGCUCUCUAACUCAUGUAGCAGAGAAAUCCUAUUCUCUGGGAACAAUUUCCAGGUUCAGUUAAGUUAUGAAAUCCUUAAGGAAUCAUACUGUAUAUUAUAGAAAUACUGUGAUUAUGGUCACUAAAAAUGCUUUCUAUGGAGGAUUGGAUAUCAUUAAACAUCAUAAGCUCUACACAGCAAUAAAUGUGGCAAAAGCAUCAAUGAUUGUGUUUUAUCUUUGUAUUUCUGGAUUUGUUUCUUUACAUCUGACUGUAUCUUCAAUUGUGACGCAUGUUAUAUUUGAUGGAAUGUCAUCAUUUAGUUGUUACUACUUUUCUAUGUUUGAUGGCAUUUUAGAUUUGGGUAAUUAGUUAAAUUCAAAACUAUGUAUAGAAAAAAAUAUGUAUAGAAUGAAAUUAUUUUGUAAGGGCUUAACAUAAGUGUUUUAGAAAGGAUUCCAGAGAAUAUUCUACUAUAAAUAUUAAAUACUUUCACUGCAAAUAUGAUGCCAUUUGAAUAUAUGAAAAAAUAAGAAUAAGUUGAAUAGUGAUAAGGGUAUGUAGGGGUUAUAUUGUGGACUACACUAUAUAACAUGGACUUUAUGUAUUUGACUUUAUUACUUUUUGGAAUUACAUGAAGGAAUAUAAUUUUUAGGGUUUAAUAAAUUCUCAACAUAGACAUAGAAUAUUAGGUAAUAAAAUUUCACGUAAACAGGAAUGUUCUAUUUCCUUAUAAAUCAGAAUGUCGGGAUCCCUGGGUGGCACAGCAGUUUGGCGCCUGCCUUUGGCCCAGGGCGCAAUCCUGGAGACCCGGGAUCGAAUCCCGCAUCGGGCUCCCGGUGCAUGGAGCCUGCUUCUCCCUCUGCCUGUGUCUCUGCCUCUCUCUCUCUCUCUCUCUCUCUCUCUCUCUGUGACUAUCAUAAAUAAAUAAAAGUUAAAAAAUAAAUAAAUAAAUCAGAAUGUCUUGUAAUAGAUAAUUUGACUCAAUAAGAAUUCUAAAGAAUUAGACUGCGUAAGUUUGCUCUCCUUAUUUUUACUGUCUUUUGUAAUGUUUCUGCCAAGUGUGAUGAUCCAUCACUCCUUGAAACCUCCUUAUUUCUUAAAUAUGCAAAAGUGAUAAAAGGUUUACAUGAAGUACUAAAAAAUAAGCAACAUAUGAGAUGAGAGGGGAGAAAAGACUUGAGUUCAUGUGUGCAACCAUGUAUAUUUAUUGCAAGUGCUGUAUAAUGCAGGAACUUUGAAUUUAUUAUGAAAACGUAUCCUGGGAACUAGAAACAUUUUCUCUGUUAGCAUUUCCUAAAAUGCCCAAUAUUUACCAAUAUAAAAAAUAACAUUUUAUGGUGCCUGGGUAAUCAGUCAGUUGAAUGUCUGCUUUUGGCUCAGGUCAUGAUCCUGGGGCCCUGGGAUUGAGCCCGAAAUUGGGCUCCCUACUCAGUGGGGAGUCUACUUUUCCCUCUACCUCUCUCUCCCUCUGCCUCUCUCUCUCUCAUGUGCUUGCUCUCUCAAAUAAAUAAAAUCUUUUUUAAAAAAUAACAUUUCAGAAAUUUGAAUUCUUGAACAUAGCUUGAAUGGAAAGUGGUUCAGUUGCCUUGGAAAACAAUUUGGCAGUUCCUCUAAAAACUUAAACAUAGGAUUAUCAUUGACCCUGGAAUUCCACUCCCAGCUAUAUUUUCAACAAAAUUGAAAGCAGGUACUUCAGUACUUGUACAUGAAAUGUUCACAGCAGCACUGUUCACAAUAACCAAAAGGUGAAAAUAAUCCAAGUGUCUGUCAGUGAAUGAAUGGAUAAACAAAAUGUGGUGUGUGUGUGUGUGUACAAGUGAAGUGUCGUUAAAUGUUAUAAGCCUCAAAAAAUGAUAAGUGAAAGAAGCCAGACACAAAAGAUCACAUUUCAUAUUCCUGUUUAUAUGAAAUGUGCAGAAUAGGUAAAUCUUUAGAGAUAGAAGGCAAAUUGGUGGCUACCAGGGCCUGAGAAGAGGACACAGAGACUGAGUAAUGGUUAUGGGUUUGUUUGUUUUUUUAGAAUGAUGAAAAUAUUUUGAAACUAGGUGGAGGUGAUAAUUGCAUAAUAUUGUGAAUGUAAUAAAUGUCACUGGAUUGUAUACUUUGAAAUGCUAAUUUUAUAUUAUGUGAAUUUUUACAUCAAUAAAAAUAUAUUCAAAAAAGUAUCAUUGCAAGAACUCUGGCAUUCAAAAUACAGAUAAAAAUCAACAUUUAUUUAUGAAAAAGAUAACUGCUUAGCAAAACAGACAUAAAUACAUCUUCAACUUAAUAGAUACUAGC
Canis lupus familiaris (dog) is the source of this 6275-nucleotide messenger RNA. RefSeq names its product zinc finger protein 577-like. The record is from RefSeq and is a predicted model, not a curated record. Gene Ontology annotation, biological process: central nervous system development; regulation of transcription by RNA polymerase II. The transcript has 9 exons. Bases 857 to 2818 code for a protein of 653 amino acids. NCBI's taxonomy places the organism in Eukaryota, Metazoa, Chordata, Mammalia, Carnivora, Canidae. Gene Ontology annotation, cellular component: nucleus. Gene Ontology annotation, molecular function: DNA-binding transcription factor activity, RNA polymerase II-specific; RNA polymerase II cis-regulatory region sequence-specific DNA binding.